Messenger RNA from Mytilinidion resinicola, 1659 nucleotides. Its product is annotated as beta-lactamase/transpeptidase-like protein. The record is from RefSeq and is a predicted model, not a curated record. The coding region runs from base 1 to 1659 and encodes 552 amino acids. The transcript has 3 exons. NCBI's taxonomy places the organism in Eukaryota, Fungi, Ascomycota, Dothideomycetes, Mytilinidiales, Mytilinidiaceae.
AUGGACGAAUUACCAUUGAAGAGUUUCGAAACUGAACGGAGGGCGAGAUAUCUUAAUGCGGUCAGCGCGGCUCGUAUCCUCGCAUUGAUGCUCGGCUUCACGAUCAUGCCACCCACAGAUCCGAGUCCCAGAAUGAAGAACUUCUCCAGCAAGUUCGCAGCACUGAGUUCGAUCGUUACCCAUAUUUGCAAUCUAUCGGGGAUCCCAGGCGUCUCAAUCGGCAUCCUUCAUCAUGACGAAGUAGUCUAUCAGGCUUCAUUUGGGUAUGCCGACGUCGAAAACAAGGUACACUGCGACAGUGACACCACGUACGUCUUGGGCUCCCUUAGCAAAGCCUUCACAGCAGCUCUAUUAUCGUCCCUUGUCGAUGAGAACGCGUUAGGCUGGGACACCCUUCUAAAGGACGUCUUGACCGACUUUCAUCGCUCCGACGUCUAUGGGGAUAUCACAAUCGCAGAUCUGCUCACUCACCGAACUGGGCUGGCCGCUCUGGACUCAUUAUGGCUGGCCUCGGACAACAUUCCUUUCCUCAAGAGGUCCGAAGCAAUCUCGAUACUCAACCAUGCCCCCGCUGUUAGACCAUUCCGGGCCGACUUCCUUUACAACAACUUUGCGUAUGAGGUACUCAGCCAGGUAAUUGAGAACCGGACUGGCACUACCUUUAGUGAAGCUCUCCAUAAGCGACUUCUCAACCCGCUCAGCAUGAGUAGGACCUAUUACACCUCGGACACUAUGGAGAAUGAAGCAAGUCCUUACGCUGCCUUGACAAACACGUCCGUUGUUCGAAUACCUCCAGCUAUAAAGGGCAAAGAUAAUCCCUCAGGUCGAUCGGAAAAUCCUAUCAAAAACAUACUCAAACUUUGGCGAGGUCAGAUGCCUUUGCCAUCGCGCUCGCUACGAGAACACUCCUACGCUUUCGGUUGGGCACGGGCCCAACUCCCAGCCAUACUAGCUCCGGGUGACAAUGGGAAGAGCGAACUUAGUCCCGUCGUUGGUACGGGCGCACCGUCUCGUCUGGCUCUUUAUCAUGGCGGGAGCAUUCCUGGAUACAACACAUACAACGCUCUAUUUCCCGAGACUGGUAGCGCAGUCAUUGUGUUGACAAAUUCGCUUUCGCUCAAUGGCGGUGUUCGGUGGAUCGGCGAGCUCCUUAUUGAGGCACUGUUUGACAACCUUGAGAAUGCGGUGGAUUAUGGUGAUUUGGCGCGGAAGUCAGCGAAGAGUACAAUAGAUGAAGUCGCUGACCUCAACAAGAAGCUCUCUGACGGACAGACGGUGUCCAAGCCGACACGGUCCCUGGAUAGCUACGUAGGGCGAUAUUGCAAUGCCGCUGGGAAUUUUUUUGUUGAUAUCAAUCAUAACGAGAAAGAGGAGACACUGUUUGUUUCCUAUAUGGGACGCUCCGCCGACACAUUUCAACUUGUUACGUACAAGGAAGACAGCUUUUCUUGGAGCUUGACCUACGACGAACUCGUGGAACGUGCGCGAUACACCGUGGAUCCUAUCGACUACCACAUCAUCAAGUUCGAAGCCGACAAAACUGGCUCAAACAUCCAGUGCUUGUGGUGGAGACACGAUUCUGAGUUGAAGGAACCAGGGGAAGCCUUCUACAAGCGACAAGAAGAGUCUCAAACCAUGGAUGAGAACCAGGAGCUCUGA